This is a messenger RNA of Lytechinus variegatus (green sea urchin), 1137 nucleotides long. RefSeq lists its product as uncharacterized. The transcript is spliced from 3 exons. NCBI's taxonomy places the organism in Eukaryota, Metazoa, Echinodermata, Echinoidea, Temnopleuroida, Toxopneustidae. The record is from RefSeq and is a predicted model, not a curated record. The coding region runs from base 192 to 902 and encodes 236 amino acids.
GGAUUCCCCGAAUUUUUCUAUUGUACACGAAACCUACGUAGUGUAGACAUAGUUGUCAACACUGGGGAAAUCGAGAUAUAUUUCAUACAGGAUAUUCUCUUUCAGACUAAAUCUAUACGAACUUGUAUAACGAUAGUUUACCGAUCAAAAAAAAGCUAUAUAUUCAGUCCAGGAAGGAGGAGUGACAAAAUAUGAUGCCAUCUCGAGACAGACGUUACGACACUGUCGUAAACAUGAACCAGACGACCAGAAGGCCCCGUGUUUCGGUGUGUACGUCUGCCCAAGUAUUCAACAUCCAAGCCUUCAUCGAUGCAUUGCUUCUGAAAUAUACCGAUAUCGUAAGCGAUGUUCGCUACUUCGAGCUACCCUACAACGAUAUUGAUCAUUUUAGUUUUCGAAACAAGGGGAUCGACGUCAUGAUUUUGUGUCACUCUAUCAACAACAGAAGGUUCGCCAUCACAAAUGUUACUGAUGCCAUCUAUGAUGAAUUCCUGCCAAAUGCCGUCAGAGCACUCGGCAAAACAAAGAUCUGCGUUUUAGUCCACGAUUUCAGAGCAGACGAGCUGGACACGGUGGAGAAGUACCGCAAGCAGAUGGAUGCUUUCCUUUCCAAGCAGCCAACGACCUUCAAAUGCGCUAAACUCGUCAUGGUGGGAGGGAAACUAGAUGAGAAGGUGGAGCUUGGUAAUAGUCAGUGGGAGGAGCUAUGUGCAUUCCUCAUGGAUGCUAGCCAAUCACCAGAGCAUAUCCCAGGCAUUAACCUGGACGUACUGUAUGACCGAGUGAAUAGUGUCUGUCAGAUUAUUCAGAGGUCACCAAAAUACCAAGUUUUCCUUGUUAUCGGUGUCUUGAUUUUUGGUUUGAUGAUAGUGAUACCCACGGUGUUGGUCGAUCGAAAAUAGGAAAAUAUGAGGCAUAAGGUUUUUUUUCAAUUUUUUUUUGUGGAAAGUAAACAAAUGUGGAAAAUGGGAUCACACUUAGAGGGAAUCUUUUCGGGUAAACUAGAAAUUGCUUGGGUAUCACUUGUGUUUAAGAUUGUUGAUAAAUGUUAACAAUCAAAUUUACAAGCCUAUAUCUCUGCUGUUAUUUCUUUACAGAUGUUAGAAAAUAUUUGUAUAUAAACGCACUGUUAAGUUU